Messenger RNA from Telopea speciosissima, 1055 nucleotides. RefSeq lists its product as uncharacterized. Gene Ontology annotation, molecular function: sequence-specific DNA binding. Bases 129 to 959 code for a protein of 276 amino acids. The transcript has 7 exons. Lineage: Eukaryota; Viridiplantae; Streptophyta; Magnoliopsida; Proteales; Proteaceae. Gene Ontology annotation, biological process: snRNA transcription by RNA polymerase II; snRNA transcription by RNA polymerase III. The record is from RefSeq and is a predicted model, not a curated record. Gene Ontology annotation, cellular component: snRNA-activating protein complex.
UUCAUGUUUCGUGUGUCUGCUCUUACCUUCCCCCCCCUUCAAUUUUGUUUGGUUAUUAGAUAUUGUAUUCAUGCGAAAAGAAAGCAAACCAUUGCAUCUUCUGCUUUUCUUGAGGAAUUGAAGGUACAAUGGAUCUCACUUCUUUCAAGCUAGAUAUUGAUGAGCUUAUACAUGAUUUCUCGGAGAGUAAUUCAAAAACCUUGCAUGAUAUGAAGAAGAUAUGGUUAUCUCGGAAGUUCUCCUACAUUUAUGAGGCUAAGCCUACUGCAAACCUUGGCUUCUUCAUGCAAUCGCUGUAUGCCCAUUCGAUUGGCCAUAUGGUUUCAGAAGAUUCUUUAUCAUGUAGACUAGGGGGCCUCUAUUGCCUGUAUUGUCUUUACGAGACUCAGCUAUUUAAGCCUCCUUUCAAGAUAUAUUUGUCCCUUGGGGAGCUGAAGAAACUUAAAAGCCUUGUUGUUGAUGCGAAGAAGGAGAGCUUAAAAGUAGUACCUGCUUUGGUCAAAAGGAUGCUAGCAAAAAACAUGUUCUUAUUUGGCUUCGUGGACAUAAAUGAAGCCUCUGCAACAGAUAGGGUUAAUGAAAUAAAUAAACUACAGGAUGCCCGCAUGCAAAUAGCAUAUGAGAAGUUGUUUGCAAAUACUCGGAUUGAUCAUUUCCUUCACAUGGACUUGGGGAUGGAACUUGACCUGAAAAUGCUCAACAAAAUGUCAACAGAAUAUGCAAGGGCAAAAGAACUAGCCAUCAAUGAGGCUGGCAAGCUGGUGGAUAUCCAAAACAUAAAACAUAUUGUGGAAAAUAACAAGCUGUUUGGAGAUGUUGUGGAUAAGAUUGCCAAGGACUGGAGCGUACAGAAGGAGAUGUUCUAUCAACAAACUGGACUUAACCAUCAUCAGAAGGUACAAGAAGAGAACAAUGAUGUAGACUUUGAUCAGGAGCUGGUAGACUUCUUAUCUCAAUAGCAGAUACGUGAAUUAAUCAAUGGUCUCUGUGAUUCAUUCAGCCUUCUCCAACUGACAAGGGGCCUGACCUCAACUGGGGUCAGAUGUAGAUUGAUU